Wickerhamiella sorbophila is the source of this 3630-nucleotide messenger RNA. Its product is annotated as Protein MSN5. The record is from RefSeq and is a predicted model, not a curated record. Gene Ontology annotation, cellular component: cytoplasm; RNA nuclear export complex; nucleus. Gene Ontology annotation, molecular function: RNA binding; nuclear export signal receptor activity. Gene Ontology annotation, biological process: RNA export from nucleus; protein export from nucleus. Bases 1 to 3630 code for a protein of 1209 amino acids. The transcript has a single exon. Lineage: Eukaryota; Fungi; Ascomycota; Dipodascomycetes; Dipodascales; Trichomonascaceae.
AUGGACAAUCAGAGCUUAGCACAAAUUGCGAACGCCCUGGAGUCAGUUCACAGUGCGAGCACGUCAUCUGAUGAGCGUCGUAAAGCACAAGAAAUGCUGGAAUCUCUCAAGCAGCGGGAGGAUAGUGCAUGGAUUGGGUGGUCAUUAGCUGCUCCGGACAAAACAGGAAUUCUCAGGCACUUUGGCCUAGGGCUGCUACAGAACGCUAUCCAAUAUCAACUCACAAGCUUUACCGAAGAAAAGCGUUUGACCUUGCGCACGUGGGUUGUCCAGCUGGCAAUGCAGGUCCAGGAUUCCGACCCAUACUACGUCCGCGAGAAGCUAGCAUAUUUGUGGGUCUCCAUUGCCAAACGUGUUUGGGGACUCGAUACUCGGACUGAUACCCGAUCAGACGAUGUGGCACCCGCUGAUGGAUGGAUAGACAUGGAUGCCUCACUCUUGAAUCUCUGGAACCUCUCGUCGGCCGGCCGCGAGCUUUCCCUUAGCAUCCUUCGCACUUUGUUUGAGGACCUCUAUUUGCUGGAUGACCCGGUGGCAGCGAAGCGCAGUGGCAUUCUCAGUGCACAAUGUAUUGAAAUUGUAACCCCGGUGGCUGAUCUGCGAGCUAUAUACGAUGCCCGUUCGCCCUCUCUGCAACGGAUUCGGGUUGACGACGAAGGCUGGCUCCCCAAAUGGGUGAAGAUGGUCAAAGACUGUUUUGAAGUCCAAGAUUCUGAAUCUUCACGCUACUUAGUAAAGGCCCUCGAAACUCUAAAAUCUUGUCUCUACUGGGUGUGUGCUCGCAGUAUCCGAACAACCGACCUCUUGCCGACCCUCACUGCCGCGAUGAAACACCCUAACCUCCGCGUUCGUAUUCUUGCCUGCGACAACUUGCACGUGCUAUUUACUCGCAAUUAUAAUCAACGUCAAGAUUUUAAUUCAAUUAUCGGUGAGGUCAUGAAACCAGAAGGUAUCCAGUGGCUGGCUGGCGUUUAUUACAAGCUCUCCAUGGACCCAUCCGAGGAAGACGAAUACGUCUUCUCCAAAAAGCUCAUUGAAAUGAUUGUCGGGCUCGGGGAUUACCUCGAUUCACCAAAAUUCCCCCUUGAAACCGACAUUGAUUCCGACGGCUACUUCGGACUUUUGCUGAAAAUCAGCCAGCACCCAAGCUUGAUGGCUAGUGGUAUCUCACUUCAAUUUUGGUGUUCGAUCCUUCGCCAUGAUGAGAUACUAGGGAAGUACAAAGUCGAGAAAUUCUUGCCCGAUCUCUUAAAAGUUGCAUCUGAACGCUGUAUCAGAUAUGAAAAUAUGCCUGAAACACAUCUCUCACAUCUGUACAUGGCAAUAGACUUUGAUUCCAGCCCCGAGGCCCAACAAUUUUUCGGCUCUUACAGACGUUACAUGGAGGAUGUUAUUAGACUUAUUGUCUGCCAUAAACCUCUCGAGGCUCUUACCUGGUUACACGAAGGUAUGACUGGGUUCUUCCAGACUCAAGAAGGCUGGCAGGUUAUGAACAAAACGCCUCUAGGACCAAAUGAGCCUGCAUUUAUCCUCGGCUGUGGUCAGCUUGCCAUUGUGGAAUCCGCAUUGCGUGGUGUGUCUCGCUGGGAAAUUUGGAGACCUGCCGAAGAGCGUGAGAAAGAUGAAAAGCAAGUCAUGGCAAUGCUUCUCGAGUGGAACGAGCAAAUGCUUCAUCUAGAAGUCCGUGAUACCACUAUGCAUGCCCGCAUUAUCGAAUGUUUGGUCCAGUUCGCUCCUCUGCUCAAGAGUGAAAACAAAGUCAUGUUUUCCAUUCUUGAACGAGUUCUGAAAGCUUGCACUUAUGAAUAUCCCCCUGAAGAUGGAGAGCAUGAUGAAGAGCGUGAACGGGUCAAGGAGCUCCGUAACUCUUCAGGAACCGAGCUGAACCGUUUGGCUUAUAUGGUCCCUGAGUCCCUGAUGCAAGUCUACGAUGACUUGGAAAAUGUUAUCUCAAACUUGCUGGGCAGUGGAAAAGUCAGAGAACACGAGAGUGUCAGCUUCAAAUCCUUUUUACUUGUCGUUUCACAGAGAUCAUCCUUACCCAACAAGAGCGAGAAGUUCCAACUCAUUGUUGAUCCAGUUCUCCAAUCCUGGACUGACGAGUCUACCAUGCAGGGCCUGAUGGAUCUUGAAUGGUUUAUGGAACGUGUUGGUGUUGUCAGGAUUGCUGAGUACUUCAAAUCGCGCGGCUUGUUUGGUCCCAAGUUGCUGGAAGCGCCCAUGGACGAUGCCGGCCGAGCUUUGAAACUCGAACUGAAGAGCAAGUGGCAAGCUAUUUUCCCCAUCCGCCCCACGCGUAUUUUUAUUCAGUAUUCCAUCGAACGUCUGGAACGCACAUCUCCUGAAUAUUUACACUUGCUCAGCAUGUGGAAGCCACGAGUUCAGCCGAUUUUGCCUCACAUUUUGCAACUUAUUUACCAGAUUUUUGCCUACCACAACCCAGCAAAUUGGACAAAUUUACCGCUUGAAGUUCAGGAGUUUGUCAAGGUCUCAUGCACAGAAAGGUUUUGGCAAGUUGGUGUAUCCAUGCAAACCAAGGACGAAUUUGAGAACCAGACGCUCGAAGCAUCAAAGACGCUGCGCGACUUUGCUGACAGUGUUGGUCAUAUUGUCCGCUAUACUAGAGAGUAUGCCUUUCUCACGUUGGGGUCCAUCACACAGCUGGAAGAGACUAUGUUUGAGAUUGAAGGAAUGGGAGAACUGUUGUUCCGGGCGCUGGCCGGCGAAACAGCAGGAAUCACCAGCCACUGUUGGCGGCAUAUGAUCUCAUUAGUGGUCCGAAAUGUUGUCAAGAACUGUCCGAUCAAGUUCAUGCCAACUUUUCUUGUUGAUUUUAUGCCGCCCCUCUUACGCACAAUUGAUCAGGUUUUAGUAGCAAAGUGGGAGAAACAGAGUCAAGAUGGGUUCCAACUGAUGGAAGGAGAAAGCAUAGACGAGUCAGAUGCUGAUCUUAGUGACGAGAUGAUGGAUGAGCACCUACUCCGACAGCUCACAGCUAUCGUGGACCGGCUUUUGAUCGAUCUUGUCGGUCAAGUUGGUGUCAAGUCGGAACAGACUGAACGCAAGCAGGCUUUGCGGGAGCUUUGUACUACUAACAACAAUAUGCUUUUUUCUAUUUUAUCUCUCUGCCGGCAUAUCAUGUUGUUCAAAGACGGAAGAUGCUGCUUCAACACAUGUCUCAUUGUUCGCAACCUGCUGAUACCCAGUCUGUUGGAGAGAGAGGACGUUGCUGCAUACUUUUGCGAUGAAAUCAUUCCUGCUUGUUUGGGAAUUCUCUCUGACCCUUAUCUCCAUGAGAGUCAUUACGAGUCUGGCGCCAUUUUGACUACAAUUUACAUGCUACUAAGGGCCAACAGUAACAUGCCGUUGGCCAAGCUACAGAGCCUUCUUCCUGAAACUCCUGUUGUUGCUUUCGAGGAGCUAGAGGAGACCUUACUUACCGCCCGUACCCAUAAGCAGCAGCGCGGCAUCAUGCUGGACUUUUUGACCACUUGGCAGGUGUUACGCAACGAUGAAGAGACACGAUCACGAACACAAAAGCGUGUGGAACAUCGUGUCAGUCGUCGACACGAGCCCCAAGAUGCCUACGAUUCCGCUGCUGUCAUUAGCAUGUUUGGUGGCGCCCCUUAG